Molecule: messenger RNA, 966 nt
Organism: Folsomia candida
Lineage: Eukaryota; Metazoa; Arthropoda; Collembola; Entomobryomorpha; Isotomidae
Gene: Sod1
Product: superoxide dismutase [Cu-Zn]
Exons: 4
Coding region: 121-585 (154 amino acids)
Biological process (GO): removal of superoxide radicals
Molecular function (GO): superoxide dismutase activity; copper ion binding
Source: RefSeq, a predicted model, not a curated record
AUUCCUUUGCUUUGAUUCAGUCAGUUGUCGUCCUUGAAUUUCGGAGAGUCAUCCUCAUCAAUUUAAUCGAAGAACAUUCCCGAAACUUUUUCUCGAAAAAUUAACAAACCAAGUAGAAACAUGCCACAAAAAGCAGUAUGCGUUCUCAAGGGAGAUAAGGUUCAGGGAACCGUUUGGUUUAAUCAGGAGGCUGAAGGGAAACCAGUCGCAGUGACUGGAGAAAUCAAGGGGCUCGGCGCUGGUCUUCAUGGAUUUCAUGUCCACGAAUUUGGAGAUACGACCGACGGCUGCACCUCCGCCGGGCCACAUUUCAACCCGAAGGGGAAAACCCACGGAGGUCCUGGCGAUGCUGAGCGCCACGUUGGAGACUUGGGUAAUGUGACCGCAGGGGGUGACGGAGUGGCCAAAAUUGACGUUAAGGACAGUCUGAUUUCGCUCUUUGGUGAAAACAAUGUGGUCGGAAGGACAAUGGUGGUCCAUGCUGACCCCGACGAUUUGGGAAAAGGUGGUCACGAGUUGAGCAAGACAACUGGAAAUGCUGGAGCUCGAGUGGCUUGUGGGGUUAUCGGUUUAGCUAAAGCUUGAAUUGAUCAUCAUCAGCAUCAUCAUCAGGGUUAUCAGAAGUGUGACGAAAAUAUUAGCGUUUCAGAUCAAAAUAAUUCGAAAUUGGACCUAAUUAGCAAGAGUAAAAUUUAAUACUUUCCUGAUAAGAAAAAUUGCUUUAAUGUGUUCUAUUCAACUAUUUUUUGGUUAAGCCUUGAGAUAUUCUUUUAAAAUUCUUUAAUUGCCCAAAAUAUAGUUACAUAAUUACUAUUAAAAAACCCAGCUAAUGUAGCUUUAUUUUUUGGAAAACAUUCCUACAUUUAAGAAGACCAAACAGUUUCAAUUUAUUUCUAGAUAUAAAUAAAUAUUCAAAUAUGUGCUGAAUUUGUCAAAGUUGAAAUAAAACUGGAAUUCGAAAUAGUA